AUGAAGUCCAAACUCCUUACUUUCCUCCCUGGCGUGCGUUGGGUUCCAUCCGACAUACCGUCGCAAGACGCGUCCAAGCCAAAGAAGUCGCGUAACCCGUUCUCCAUCAAGUCGCACUCAACGCCAUCAGAUCUCUCGAUUCGUCCGCGCAAAUCUACGAUCAGUUUAUCGUCCGAGCAUGAUGCGGAGAUCGAUGCGCGCACGCUUGUGCAAGGCCAAAGUAUGUUCUUCGCAAGAUUGCCGAUUGAGAUCAGGAAGAUGGUCUAUGAAUAUGUCAUGGGUGCGCAAGCCGUACAUUUGACCAUGGGGUCGAAGAGGCGUUAUAAACACUUUGUCUGCGAAGACGGAGAUUCAAGGCGAAGAGAUUGUAAUUGUCGCGUGCUUGUCGGUGGUAAGGACAGUGGGAGGCUGGAAGGGGCGAGCCAACGCAUGAAUUCGAUCCGUACGCUUCGCUUGCGCUGGGCUAUUCGCGCCAUGCCAUACCUCUGUCGCGGCCCCUCACGAUGCGUCGCAUACCGCGAAGAUACAUUGAAUUGGGAGUGCGGGUGGUCAAUAAUAGCCAGUAUGAAAGGGCUACGGGACUUGUAUGUGGUGAUAACAGAUCCGAGCCCGCAAGGCAUAUGGGAACGAAAUUGGGUGGAGUUGGAAGAGCAAUUGUUGCGACCGGUCACAGACGUCACGCGACCAAGUAAAUUUGAGCUCAUGUUGCCUUUCGCAAGCUGCAGUACAGAUUGGGAUAUGGGUCACAGCAAGGUCGUCUUGAAGAAACCGGAAAACCGUUUGGUCGAGGACGAAAACCACAACGGCUGA
This is a messenger RNA of Parastagonospora nodorum SN15, 810 nucleotides long. RefSeq lists its product as hypothetical. The coding region runs from base 1 to 810 and encodes 269 amino acids. The record is from RefSeq and is a predicted model, not a curated record. The transcript is spliced from 2 exons. NCBI's taxonomy places the organism in Eukaryota, Fungi, Ascomycota, Dothideomycetes, Pleosporales, Phaeosphaeriaceae.